AUGGGCGAUGACGUGGGUGCCACUCAGAUGGAGUUGAGCCUGGGGACCCAGGAUAUACGAGACGUGUUUGACGACCAUGACGUGGACCAGGACGGGCAGGACGAGCAGGGUGCCGAGAACGCGGGAGAGGACGAGGAAGGACCGGAAACCGAGAACCUGACUGCCACGGUAGAGGCCCCUAUUGCGUCGGGCGGGGCUGAGCAGCCGGGUGGCGAGCAGCCGGGUUCGGAGGAGCCGGGUGGCGAGCAGCCGGGUUCGGAGGAGGCGGGUGGCGAGCAGCGGGGCGGCGAGGCGGAAGAGUUGUUUGACGAAGAGGAAGAGGAGGAGGAGCCGGAGGAAGAGGAGGAGGGGCCGGAGGAGGAAGAGGGGCCGGAGGAGGAAGAGGGGCCGGUGGUCGCUGAUGAGUACGUGCAGUCUGCGGAGGAGGAGGUGGUGCGUAUCCCAUUAGUGGCGGCGCCGGGUGCUCCAGGUUUGGAAGAUCGUUUGAUGCUAGUAGGGCUUCCGACAUCGGUGGCAGUGGAUGCGGAGCCGUUUGAUUUUGCACAGUGUCGGGAGUACGAGCAGGAUCAAGUGGCUCGCAAAAAUGCGGCGGGACUCGCGGAGCUUAAGUCGACGUUGGUGGGUAAGGAUACGUUGCGCAUGAAGGUCGUGGACAACAAGGUGCAUUCAACCUUCAAAUAUGUGGAGUUCAGCGAUGGCUCUUCUGCAUUCGUUAGCGGACUUGGCAACGUCUACUGCCAACUAGGAUCAAGCACUGACUUUAAUGCAGCACUACUCGAGGUCAGCCAGCUACCCGUCAUGCGGGUACAUGGCAAUCUCGCCCAACGAAGACUCUACACCAAAGUCCAAACCAAUCAGCUCUUGCAACCCUCACUACUCAAAAGCUCCACUACACGUAUCGCUACCAACACAAAAAAGGCACGCAAAUCUGACGAACAAACAACCCCCUCCGGCACCACCCUCAACGCCCAAUUCCUCGAAGAUGACUGA
Molecule: messenger RNA, 990 nt
Organism: Gregarina niphandrodes
Lineage: Eukaryota; Apicomplexa; Conoidasida; Eugregarinorida; Gregarinidae
Product: Leo1-like protein
Exons: 1
Coding region: 1-990 (329 amino acids)
Source: RefSeq, a predicted model, not a curated record